CGCACGCGACCGACCAACAGCCAACAAGUGCCAUCCAAUCGGCGAUCCGGGGACAGAAAUUCCAGUAAUUGCUGAGGGAAAUUGAUCGAAAUUGAGGGAGAAAUUCAGUGGAAAGAUGUUCGAACGCUGCAGUUUAUUGUUUAUGGCCAUUGUGAUGGCUACGGCCCUGUUGACCCAAGCCCAUUUCCCGGAAUACUGUGCGGAAUGUGAGCAGGAGGUUUGGGAGCAGGUUCCAUGCAGCGAGGUGCCCACAACGGUGGCACCGACGACUUCAACGAGCGGCGGAUCCACCGCAAGUCCACCCACCACCGCGGUGUACAGCACCACGGAGUAUCCCAGCACCACCACCACUGCUCCACCCACCGACUACACCACCCAGCCGUCGGCGUACAAGAAGUGCUACUGCGAGUGCAAGCUGGGCUGCAAGGAGUUCUGCCGCAAGGUGGUCUCCUCCGGACCCAAGCAGCCCCUCACCCAGAUCUCCUCGAUCGGGGAGUAUGCUCCAGGUGGCCAGGUGGAGUUCACGCAUGUCCAUCAGCGCAAGUACUUCCCCAAGUACGGAGGCGAGGGCUAUGGAGGAUUGGUGGGACCCGUGGGCGGACCCAAGGCCUAUAAGCCCUAUCCCUUGGUCUACGAACAGGCAGCAGCAGCUUCUGCUGCUUCCUCACCAGCUUCCUCACCGGCGGUGGCCAACAUAGCUGCUCCCAACUACACUCUCGAGGAGUUGGCCCAACUCCUGAGCACCGCCUAUGGCACCAAGAAGGGCUAUCCAGCCAGUCAGCCAGCUCAGCCGCGUCCUCAAAUCCAACUUCAGCCAGCACCAACUCCCUCCGUUUACUACUCCCCUGUUCCAGUUUACAGCAAGCCAGCUGCCCCGGUGGUUCCCCUCCUCAGCAAAGUGGCUCCGGCUCCGAAAAUCUCAUCCAGCAUUAAGUAUGCCGCAGCAGCGGUUUCCUCUUCAUCGGGGGUGUCAGUGGCCAAGAUAAAGACGCCCUACGAGGAGAAGAUUGUGGUGGCCACACCGCCGCCCACUAUUUAUGACAGGACCACGUCGUAUCCCAUUGUUGAGGCGCCCAAGGAGUAUUUGGCGCCACAAACUGAGGUCUAUCCCGUGGUGCAGAGUCAAACGGAAUCGUAUCCCAGCCACACGCCCGCAUAUCCCACCGAAUCGUAUCCCAGCCACAAGGAUUCGUACAACAGCAUCACGGAGUCGUAUCCCAGCCAAACGGAGUCCUAUCAGCCCCGCACGGAGGCCUAUCCCGUGCCGGAACCUCAGCCGGAGGUCAAGCCAUACGGUGGACCCGAGUCGGGUCCCGAUAAGCCAUCCUCCACCUUCGACCUGGCCAUCGAUAACUAUCUGAAGGACUUUGGUUACGGCAACCAGGGAAGGGCCUAUGCGGACUACUGAGUUCGGAAUCGUUGUUGUUAGGUUUAGGCUUAUCGAUAAGUAUCCUCUUAUUUAUUUAUGUUCUUUCUCCUUCCCUGUUGAACUAAUGAUGAUUAAACUAUU
Messenger RNA from Drosophila takahashii, 1510 nucleotides. Its product is annotated as translation initiation factor IF-2. Lineage: Eukaryota; Metazoa; Arthropoda; Insecta; Diptera; Drosophilidae. The record is from RefSeq and is a predicted model, not a curated record.